AUGCCUUUCCGUCGCAGCAAACGUCCCCUGGGGCAUCCUGCUCGCACUGUGCCCCCCUUCCCUCCUGGCCCGGCCCAGGCCAAUGCCAGCGCUGAGGGUGGUGGAAGCGACUCCAGCUGGCGCCAGCACAACAUCGAAAUCCCGCCCCAUCCAGCGCCCUCAGAAGAAUCCUGGUACGACGGUGUUCCACCCACGCCGCCUCCAGGCCGCCCCUGUCAGCACACCUUCGACCUCCCUUGA
This is a messenger RNA of Clonostachys rhizophaga, 240 nucleotides long. The record is from the annotation of a GenBank genome assembly. Lineage: Eukaryota; Fungi; Ascomycota; Sordariomycetes; Hypocreales; Bionectriaceae.